GAAGAUUCGUGGACUUGAAUUUGAUAUUGGCGUUUGUAUUAUAAACAGUCACAUUUAUCUAUCUACCUAGGGAUCAUCUUCUGAGAAUAUUAAAGUGAUUUUAAUUAAUUGAUUAAUUGAUCUACUGUAAUUAAUUAAUUAAGGUUUUCAAAUAUGGCAGAUGAUGAUCCUUGGGUAAUUGAAGAUCCUGAAGAGGCAGCAAGAGCUGAAGCAGAUGCAGCUGAGGCUGCAGUAGAGGUAGCAGCAGUUGAAGGUGCUAAAGCCGCUGCCGCAGCUGAGCCUGCAAAAGAAGAAGAAUUACCACCCACUCGUCCACCAGCUCCAAGAGAUCCGAAUAAGCUAGUAUUAUGUAGACAUUGGGUCAGGCCAAAAUUCUUGAAUUACAGUUACCUUUACGACUACAGACACAAAUACUAUGAUGACGUGAUCGAUUAUUUGAAUAAACGACAAAGAGGGCUUAUUGCAGAAAUACCACGCGCACAAGAAUGGGCGGAACGUGCUUUCCGAGUCUAUACAAGUAAGGGACGUGCAGAUAACUUAAAUUACCAAUUCAGGACUAAUAUUGAUUCGAGAUCAAAUGCGAAGUUUUAUCGCUAUCACAGUAGCGCUUAUGUGCAUCGAACAUAUGCCAAAUAUUUGAACCAUUAAAAAAAAGACUUCUAUAAUUUAAUUUUUUUUUUUCAUAAUUUUAA
This is a messenger RNA of Chrysoperla carnea, 692 nucleotides long. RefSeq names its product flightin. Bases 154 to 648 code for a protein of 164 amino acids. The transcript is spliced from 3 exons. The record is from RefSeq and is a predicted model, not a curated record. NCBI's taxonomy places the organism in Eukaryota, Metazoa, Arthropoda, Insecta, Neuroptera, Chrysopidae.